Messenger RNA from Athalia rosae (coleseed sawfly), 7371 nucleotides. RefSeq lists its product as uncharacterized. Lineage: Eukaryota; Metazoa; Arthropoda; Insecta; Hymenoptera; Athaliidae. The transcript is spliced from 11 exons. Gene Ontology annotation, biological process: cell differentiation. The record is from RefSeq and is a predicted model, not a curated record. The coding region runs from base 984 to 6389 and encodes 1801 amino acids.
GUUUCGGGGUAGCGUUGAGAGGUGGCGCUUCGAGUCGGUCACUCUCGAGGCGUGGAAAACGCGAAAGCGUGUGUGUGUGUCGGGUUUAAAUUGUGGUAGCGCGCCGGCCGGCAGCCGUCAGUCAGUUACGCUGGCACUUCGCGCACGACCGCCGUUUGGUUAACAUCAUCGCGGUGAUGAUGAAAAGAAAAAAAAACUUCAUUCGAUAGUUGAACGCGAAAAUGCAGUUUUUUUAUUGCCGGUUAUUAUUUUAUUUCGUACGGUGAUCGCAAGGUGACUACGUAUCGCAGAUGGAGAAUCACGCGAUAAUAACGAACGAAACGUCGCGGAGUGCAGAUGCAAUUGUUGUUCGCCAAUGCAACUCUUGCAAAAUAAUAACUUAUCAUUAUUUUCGUACGCGGUAAAUUAGGUUUCGUCCGAUCCGCGGCGAUCGUACGUACGAUCGCAAAGCUUCGUAGUUUAAAAAAAAAUAAAUAAUAAUUUUGAAAAGAAAAAAAAGUAAAAACUACUUAAAAAAAUAGUAUUUCAACUACUUAAUAAUUUUAAUUACUAUUGUAUCGCUUCACUUCGUUUAUUUUCUAUCUUUAUACCGCGCGUUUAUGAUUUUUACUUAUUUAAAAAAUUCGCUGCUGCGUUAAAAAAAAAAAAAACAUAAAAACAUAAAAAAAAAAUAAAAAAAAAACUUCAAGUGUUCGAAUCGUGAUGUGUGUACUCGUCGGCAUUGCUCGAGUGAUCGUUGAUGAAUCUAUGGAACAAUUAGUGGUGAAUUAAAUCGGUUAGCGAGGCGAUGCUAAGAUACGUCAAUGAAUAAACGAAGGAGCAACGGAGGCGUACAAUUCUCAAUGGCAUUUGAAAUCGACGAACCGUUGAACGGAUAGAUAAAUAAACCAACUAACGAUCAAAUUAUUCAAAUGUUAUGUUCGGAGUAGCGCGGUGUUUAUCGGUUAAAAUUAAAAACGACAAUAACGAAAUAAAUAAUCGACAUGCCGUUCGUCGUGAGAAAAGUGGAACCCCGAUUACUUUGCAGAGGUCAUGUGCCACCUGGAACACUUCCCGGCGCCGGAGACGAAUUGGAUUCCGUGUCCCACGGUGCGUUGACCGGUUGUCUGAAACAAUUGGCCUCGGUUUUAACGCUGGCCGAGGAUAUAUUCGCCGAAUUGACGUCGGAACUGGCCAAUAUAGCUGACAGAAGCGGUUCCCUCAGGCGAAGAGUCGACAAAAUCGAGGAACGCCUGGGAACGAUCGACCCCAAGAAGAUUCCAGUCCCGGAGUCCGAUAUAUCGACGUUCGCAUCGCGCAAGGAGCAUUUUCGCGCCACCAAUGACCUCGAGACGACCCUUUUCACCGCCGAUAGCAGGCCGAAAAUUCUACGGGAACUUUACGAGGCGGCGGCUGUCGUGGCUGUACGGAGUUUGGACUCGAUCGGACGGGACGCCGCCAACGAUCCCACGGAAUUGUAUCUCUGUACACCUGUUCUCGGAAAGAGGAGGGCCGACGUCGAUACCCUCGACAUCGAAUCCAGAGUCCCGGCCGCCAUAGAAGAUCUACGCAGAUGGACGUCGACGGAAGCCCUCGGCGACGUGACGGUACCACCGGAUUGUAUGUCAAGGAUCCUGGCCGACACCACCGACGGCGACGCCGUGGACCACAAGCUGCCCAGUCCCGAAGAACAAGUGCAAGCUGUCGCCCUGAAAUUCCCCGCCGAACUGGUGGCCGUCGACGUGAGCGGAAGAGGUUUCGAGAGGAUGUCCGUAAGACGACGUUCCCUGUUGGCGACCGUCGGACAAGAGACACAUGAAUCGGCUAUAAAAAGGAGGUCGCGACCUCGCCGACCGAGAGGGAAGAGACGCAACACAAUCGCGGGAAUCGAUCAGAAGGAGAUUCGCCAGGCGAUCGGAGGCGAAACGACCGCGGAGGGUCCGGAGGAAGAGGAGGCGUCGGCGUCGACGAGCGGCGGCGGCGGCAGCGGCAGCGGCAGGGCGCACAGAUCGGCCAGCACGGAUAUACUGGGUUCGAAGAAGGACUCGCCGUCGGAGAAGAAGUCGCACUUCAACACGCUGAAGGCUUGGGGUAUGUCGCGGUUGAAGUUGAUCGGUCCCAAGUCCAAUCAGACGGCGCAGGAUUCCGCCUGCGUAGCGGUAAGCGGAGGAAACGCCGGUGUUUCCGGUCAGGGGGGCGACCGCCGGUCGGGGGAGGAGGAAUCGAAGCAGGCGGUAUCGUCGCCGGAGGAGACCAAUAUCUACGAAACGGUGACGAUGAGACGGAGGAAGGAGAAAUUCCACGAGAGAAAAGCCAGCUCGUCGAGUUCCAGCGGUAAGAGCACGUCCAGUAUACCGGUGUCGUCGAUGCCCAACGCCGAGAGACAGGUGAACGUCAAACUGAGGGAAAGUGCCGCCCAGAGGCGGGAGAGACGAAAGGGAAACAGGGAGGACGCGCCCCACUCGAGUUCGGGGAACUGGAGCGCCUCGUCGGAGAGCGGGAGGGCCAGCAUAGGCAGCGAAACGACGACUACCACGCAUCCGCCGAGAUCAACAACUACGGCGUCCAUAGGAACGUCCUCGACGUCCUUGAGCCACGUGCGUCGUCCCAAGGGUCGCGACACAUCGGCCUCUUCGUCCGUUACCUCCGAGGGUACUCUUACCCCCGACAUCAUCCACGACAUAACGGCCGUACCCUUUUCCGACGACGGCGAAACGUCGUCGGUCUACUCCUGCGACACGGAGGGUUACUACACGUCCUUCCACGUGGAUUCGGGACUGAAAACCCUCAGGGAGGAGGAAACACUGCCCCAGAGCCCGCUAACGAAAUCCUGCGAUCUCAGCCCCGAAUUGGCCUCGCCUGUAGCCGAAAACGAAUACGAAUUGUUCGGCAGGGGCUCGACCUCCACUACUACAAGCUCAGCCGGCACCGUCUGCACGACACUCCUGGCGCCUCCGCCACCGGAAAGAAAAUCGAGCCUCACGGUAGUCGCGAUGGUACACGGGCAAAAUCAGAACGGCGGUCAGUCGCCGGACAGCGGUCACAACACGUCCUCGUCACCGGUGGAGUCGGCCUCGAGUCCGGCGUGCACGGGACGUUCCUGUUCGGAGUUCGAGUAUUCGGAGUCCAGCGACUUGGAAGGAUGCGAGAGGGUGGAAAGGAUCAGAUCGAAGACGGCGAUAAACGCCAGCAGGAUACCGUCCAUGUGCGUGAUAACGCCGCCGGGAUCGGACGACGAAGCGUCGCCCAAGGAGAUCGAGAGUUUCAGGAGUCACGUCCUCGAGCUGAGGAACGAGAUGGGUAACCACCCCGGAUCCGUGCUGAUGUCCGCCACCGUGGGCACUUCGAAAAUGGAGGUGAUCAACGGACAGGACAAGAAUCCCUACGCCACCGUUCAGACCGUCCUCCCCGCCAAGUUAACGGAGGAAAAAACGUCGGAGAACGUUCGGAGGAGCGGUCAGGGCGGAGGUCAGAAUUCGAAGAGCAGCCCUCUGAGCGGCGUCCUCGGUAAACUUCGCUGCGUCCUACCGAUGGGAAAGAAAAUGGCGACCGCCGCCGCCGCCGCCGCCGCCGUUAAAACCGUCGGCCAGGAGCCGGCGAAUCAGGACUCAGGCGACUAUGUAACCAUAGCCGACGUGAGGAACAACAACGACAAAAGAUCGGAUCAUCCGGCUGCGGUGUCCACAGCCGGAAAUGCCAAUUCGAUCGCUCGGUCUCCGCCGUCGAACGUCACCUACGCCAAUUCCGAACUGUUCAAAAAAGAAGCGGAGUACGUGAGCCUCAGCGAACUGCCGAAGAAGCAGGAUUCGUCGUUGGAGAGACGUAGACAGGGCGCCAGGGUCACCCUCGACUCCGAAGGGAAGGUGGUCUACUCGUCCGACAGCCUGAGGAGAAGAAAGGGGGCGCACACCACGUUCAAUCCAGGACCGUUCGUGAAGGAUGGAAUAUCACCGACUACGUCGCCGUUGCUGCGUCGCGCCCAGGCUACGGUCCGUGCGAUAAAUCGCGAUCCCUCGGGAAGAGGGGGAGGCGUCGUCGGGGACGCGACCGACGGACCUGUGAAAUCUACGCCCCCCACGUCCCCGCAGCUCGGCAAGCUGAUAAUAAGGGCACCGAAGAGUCCGGAAAGAGCGCCAAGUCCGAAUUACGUAAGGACACCGAGCACGGUCGUUGGACCGACUAGCCCCGCGAGCCCGCAGAAACAUCCGAGGGGAGCUUACGUCAACGUGCAAGGGGAAGAAGACAGCGCGUUGCUAGCCGUUCCUAAGGAAUCCGUGUCUACAGAUGCAUCGUGUCAGCGACCACCGCCCUACAUCGAACCGCCACAAUUUAACAGCCGUAUCGGGAAUCACGAGAAAUUACAACAAACGAAUUUACCACCGUACAUAAAACCGCAGCACGUAGUCAAUUAUCAUCACAACGAGAACCAACAGAAACAUCAUCAGAACUACAACAAUCAUCAACGUCAUCACAAUUGCGAUAACAGGAUACAUAAUUACAAGGAGAACAAGCAACAAUUACCCCGAACAACGCAUCAGAUCAAUUCGGAGCUCGCCGGUCGCCAAGUUCUCAGAAAUUACUCGGAAAAUGAUCAUCGCUCCUCCUUAUUCGACGGUAAUCGUCGCAACGACGGCGAAAACUACGCCAGAAAUCAAACGAAUCUGAACAACGAGCGACAAUUUUACGAUCGGCAAACCAGAAAUUACUCAAACAACAACGAUCAACAUCAUCAAUUCCACACACUUCCAUCGUACAGAAGCCCGAGGGAAAUCGAACCGCCCAGGAGCAUCACUCCCGACAUCACUCGUGGUCUGGCCAGAUGUCCGCUGAGUACGAUGCACAUGAUGGCCAGACGUGGACAAAACGUUGGCCCGAUCAAGUCCCAAGAAUUGGGAAGUAAAAUCGGCAACGACACUGCCAAACUGCAGACGAUAUCAAAAAACGGUAAAACAGCUACGGAUAAUUUCAACCGCAAAGAACAACGACAACAGACGCACAAUCCGAAUCAGGAAUCACCAGUGGCUGCCGCGGUACUCAGAAACAGGAUCAUUGUACCGGCCAGUCUAGCGGCGGUCGGGUAUCGUUUCGUGGCAGCCCCCGUGCCUUCUGUGGUGUCCGAUCAGGACCUGAAAGGAUGGAAACAGCAGGCUUCCGACGAACUGAAAAACACCGCGCUCUCGCCAAUAGCACCCAGCAGCAACAAGGCCUUCCAGUCUUCGACCCCUGGCCGAGUGAGCGCGGAAAAUUUGCAGCGGCAUCUAGACGCAGCGUCCGUUAGGCAAACGUCGCAAGGGCAUCAGUCCAAUUGCUCGUCCGGAAGAAGCACCCCGCUUUCGAAGGAGGGCGAACAGGAACGAAACGCCCCGAUGAACCUGGUCCUCUCGCCCACUAAGAGUACAAUGUCGAACGAGGAGUUGUUCGCAGCGAUUCACAAAUCGAAACGCCGAUUGAACAUCAGAGAGGAACCGGAGACCGGAGUAGUCACUCCUAGUGCAGAUUCUAACGCGGCGGGUCAGAAUCAAAUCAGCACCAGGCACAGCUGGAGCCCCGAGUCGCAUAAAACUCCCACAGUGCCGAGAACCGUCAAUCCUCCGUCGACCACAUCGCGCUUGGACUUCAAGCGACUUUUGUUGCAGCAGAGUGUUAAGACGGGACCGACGAAACUUUCGGCCGCCGAGCAGCUGAAAUUGUCGCGUCAGCAGAGCCAACAGCAGCAGUUGUAUCCGCAGCAUCAGCAGGUUCAGCAGUUGCAUCAACAACACGCGGUGCUUCAAGGGCACCAAAUAGCGCAGCCGGUUACGCCCGUUAAAGUAUUGAGCCCCCGAGCGGCCUGGAGAUUCCAGAGUCCGAGAUCGGACGUUCUUUCGUCGACGAUAAUCGAGGACGCGGCGGCCGAGGAGAAGGCGAUGAAACCGUCACCGGAAAAUCCAUCACCCAUAUCCAGAUUGAACUCGAAACGCCAGUUGGAUUUGUGCGGCGAUCUGCGUCGCGACGAAUGCAAAACCGGUCAGGAUCAACCGAGCAAUAAAACGUCGAAAAAUUUUCAAACCGAAAGUUCGAACGUCAGCGAUUCUUCGAGGCCUUCGAUUCGUCAAAGUAUUAUCGGCAAUUACUCCGAAACGGACGCCGCUAAAAUUUCCGGGGAUUCUUACGAGCCCUCGAACUCCGAACUUUACGGUCGGAGUGUUAAUCGGGCGCUAACGUCCGCGGAGAACAGGAGAGCGAACAAUCAGCUGGCUAGGGCGCAAUUUCUGGCCAGUUUUCCCGCCACGUCUACCCCAAAUUCCACGGUACAGAACAAGACUUUUUUCACAAGACAUAAUCGGGCGAGAUCGGAAUCUCCCCAACACAGUCUCAGUCAGAACGUAACGCGUAGCCCGAGCGCACCGACUCUGGAAACGGCGCUAUGAUUUGUUCGUUAGAAUUUUUAUUUCGAAAAAGGGUUGCAAGAGAAAUUGUUUGUUUUUUUUUUUUGUUUUUUUUUUUUAUUUUCAAAAACGAGUGAUGCAGGCGUUUAAUUGUAUCGUCAUUAUAAUUGAUCGCGAUAAGUAACUAAUUUAUUUUCCAAUAAUGUUAUUAUAAUAAUAAUAUAUAAGAUAUUUAUUAUCAAUCGAAUCGACUUUGAAAUUUUGUAAAUAAUACGGUGAAAAAGAUAUCCCCAUGAAUCACGAAUAUGAAUGAAUAUAUGGAUAACAAUAACACAAUGAAUCACACAGUUGAUAGAUUCUUGAUAUCUCGAUCGUUCGCUAGUCUAGUCCCUUGGGUAGACGCGUGAUUUUUAAUUAUGAAUUUUGUUAAAAUUGCUAUUAAAAAAAUCGUGGCAUUGGUCCAAAUGAAGAUGAGAUAAAAACCGAGAUAAUUUUACUUUCGGUACACAAGCGCAGCUGUAAUGUUAACACGCAUCCCGUCUACCCAGAAUUAAAAAGUUGAUUGAAACUUUGUAAAUUAUUUAAAGCUGCGGUGUGAAAUAAUAGAUAUAAAUAUACAACAGUAAGUUGGCUAACAUCGAUGCGACGAUGAUAAUAAUGAAGCUAGUUUUUAUGAUAUAGGUUCCUGGGUAGUAAAUAUAUAUUAAUAUAUUGAACGAUAUUUAAGCUGCUAUUAAAUUCGAGGUUGCCUUAAGUGAAUCAUGUAUGAGAGCUUGUUAAUCAUUAUUAGAAGAAAAGAAUGGAUAAAGGAAAAAGAAAAAAAAAAAAAAAAAAACCAAGUGAGUCUGCAGAAAUAAAAAAGCUGAGGCUACAGACGCACAGCGACAGUACUCAGAUACGAUUAUUAUGUUAUCAUAGUAUCGAAGGGACGUAAUGAUGAUUAAGUUCCUUGUCGAACUGAGGCAGAUAAAUUUCUGUCUAGAAUGUUCUCAGAAUAAUAAAGAUGCGAAUUUUAUACAUUGUA